This is a messenger RNA of [Torrubiella] hemipterigena, 2353 nucleotides long. NCBI's taxonomy places the organism in Eukaryota, Fungi, Ascomycota, Sordariomycetes, Hypocreales, Clavicipitaceae. The record is from the annotation of a GenBank genome assembly.
CACCAGCGCAGCUCUCCACCACUGCAACGCCCCCACAGAGAUUUGCUGCAAAAUUAAAAUGUCUACGAGAUAAAUCCGAACGAAGCUUUGCAGUUUAAAACACAUAUAAAGAUUAUAGAGGAGAUUUGGAGUCCUCGACAGCAUGCGUGGCGCUCGCGUGCAGGAGCUGAGCAAAUACCUGCUUGCAGGCCAAUUGCCCCGAACUGGAUGCCUGCGACGCGUACCUCAGUCUGUAUUUACUGCUUCACAGUCCCAAUUCCACCUCAGCAUUUCCCUACGGCACUUUCACAGCAGUAUACCAGCCCAAGCGGAAGCUGCGGCGCCGCUUCGAAAGCGCCUAAAGGACGAAGCAAAAGAGGCCAAGAAGCAGGGCAAGAAGAAGAGCAAGGCCGACUCACAGACGGUCGACGGAUGGGAAUUGACUGUCGGAAUCGAAAUUCAUGCACAGCUCAACACCGCACGCAAGCUCUUCUCCUCGGCCGCGACGUCCUUCAACGACGACCCCAACAGCCAUGUGGCCCUCUUCGAUGUCGCCAUGCCCGGCAGCCAGCCUCGUUUCCAGAAGGAAACACUCGUUCCCGCCUUGCGAGCCGCACUAGCUCUCGACUGCGAGAUCCAGUCCGUUAGCCGAUUCGAUCGAAAACACUACUUUUGGUGGGAUCAGCCCGCCGGUUACCAAAUCACACAAUACUACCAGCCCUUUGCAAAGAAUGGGCAUCUCACGUUGCUUGCGCGCGAUGGAAUUUCGCCUGAGGAUGGAGAGAGUGUCACUGUUCGCAUCAAGCAGGUUCAGAUGGAGCAAGACACGGCCAAGACACUUGCCCAGACCGAAGGCGUGCAAUGGCUCGACUUCAACCGUGUCGGCACGCCGCUGAUUGAAAUCAUCACUGAGCCCGAUAUGCACCACCCGCGAACUGCGGCCGUCUUUGUCAAGAAGAUCCAGCUGCUCCUCAACACGGUCGACGCCUGUGUUUCAGGCAUGGAGGCUGGUGGUCUGCGCGCCGAUGUCAAUGUUUCCGUACGAAGAACCGACGACCCCAACGCCCCGCUGGGCACGAGAACCGAAAUUAAAAACCUCAGCACUAUCAAGGCUGUCGAAGAUGCCAUUAUUGCCGAGCGUGACCGCCAGAUUCGCGAGCUCGAGGCCGGCGGCAAGAUUGCCAGUGAGACCAGAGGUUGGACCGUCGGUUCUACAGAGACGAGACGCCUGCGAGGCAAGGAGGGUGAGGUGGAUUACCGUUACAUGCCGGAUCCUGACAUUGAGCCCCUGUAUAUUGGUGAGGAUCUGGUGCAACAUUUGCGCAGCUCGCUUGCCGUGCUACCAGACACCGAGCUCGACACUCUUAUCUCGCAGGGUCUCACGGCCAAGGACGCAGCCUCGCUUAUUGUCCUCGACAACGGAGACAGAGUGCAGUACUUUUACCGUGUGCUGCAGCUUGUGGAGGGCAGCCUUUCGGAUAGCGAUGCUUCGCCCGACACAGCGGCCUACACGGCCAUGGUCAGUAACUGGGUGAUUCACGAGCUGGGCCGUCUCACUACACAAAAGGCCGGCGCAAUGGCCGCAGACGACUUGACGUUUACUGUGGAUGGCGAGUGCCAGCAGGUGCCCGCGCAGCAGCUCGCUGAUUUGCUUGUGCAUUUGUACCGCAAGCAAAUCACCGGCAAAGUGGCCAAGGAGCUUCUCCUGGCUAUUAGCUCGGGGGAACUUGACGAGGGCGUCACAGGCGCCAUUGAGGCCAACGAUCUGUGGUUCCAAGAGAUUACGGCGCAAGAGUACGAUGAGCUCGCGAACGAGGCUCUCCAGGGCGAGGACAAGGUCCUGGGUGCAUUCACCGCGACCAAGUUCCCCCAAGGCAAGCUCAUGUAUCUGGUAGGCAAGAUGAUGCGUCUGGGGCCUACGGAGAGCAUUGAUCCCGUUGCCGCUGAAGCUGUGAUGCGUGAAAAGGUCACGUCCUUGACGAACAAGAAUCUGUAAAAUUACGUGUACAAUUAGCAUUAAACACCCCCAUAAUCACGAACAAUUACAAAGCUCUGUCUGCCAAGGAGAAAGGACCCAAGACCCCUUGCAGUAUUAAAAGUCCAUCGCAUUCUAGACCGCGCUGAAAAAGCGCAUUCCAAGGAACCGGCACCCCGGCGCACUCCACAGUCUAAACUCAGAUCUUGAUUUUGAAGGGCGCUAGUCAACCGUCGCAGUGGCGCUGUCUGCUGCAGGCACGGCUCCGCGGCGAGUUGUCGCAAGAUGACAUCACGACUGCCGCUAGCGGGGAGCCGGUAUAAACGGCGCCCCUCGGCCAGCACCCUCUCUCUCUCGCUGUCUGUCAUUCUACUUCCAAUUCCUUUUUAAAAGAAAUCU